Molecule: messenger RNA, 1909 nt
Organism: Pogona vitticeps (central bearded dragon)
Lineage: Eukaryota; Metazoa; Chordata; Lepidosauria; Squamata; Agamidae
Source: RefSeq, a predicted model, not a curated record
GCUCCAAAAUCUUGGAAUUAAUCCAGCAAACAUUGGCUUCAGUACCUUAACAAUGGAAUCUGACAAAUUCAUAUGUAUUAGAGAAAAAGUUGGUGAGCAAGCACAGGUUGUGAUCAUAGACAUGAGCGAUCCAACAACUCCUAUCAGGCGCCCAAUUUCUGCAGAAAGUGCCAUCAUGAAUCCUGCUUCUAAAGUUAUUGCUCUGAAAGAUGCGGGGAAAACACUCCAGAUCUUUAACAUUGAGAUGAAAAGUAAAAUGAAAGCACAUACAAUGGCUGAAGAAGUGAUCUUUUGGAAAUGGAUAUCUGUGAAUACAGUUUCCUUAGUGACAGAAACUGCUGUCUAUCACUGGAGUAUGGAAGGAGACUCUCUGCCGCAAAAGAUGUUUGACCGACACGCCAGUCUUGCAGGUUGCCAAAUCAUCAAUUACAGAACAGAUGAAAAUCAAAAGUGGUUACUCCUCAUAGGAAUCUCUGCUCAGCAAAACCGUGUGGUUGGUGCCAUGCAGCUCUAUUCAGUGGAUCGAAAAGUUUCCCAGCCUAUAGAGGGACAUGCGGCAGCUUUUGCAGAGUUCAAGAUAGAAGGAAAUGUUAAACCCUCCACCCUCUUCUGUUUUGCUGUGAGAAGCCCUGCAGGAGGCAAGCUGCAUAUAAUUGAAGUGGGUCAACCUGCAGCUGGAAACCAGCCCUUUGUUAAGAAAGCAGUGGAUGUGUUUUUCCCUCCUGAGGCUCAAACAGAUUUCCCAGUAGCAAUGCAGAUUGGAACAAAGCACGGUGUUAUCUAUCUCAUUACAAAAUAUGGAUAUAUUCAUAUGUAUGACUUGGAAUCCGGAGUGUGCAUCUAUAUGAACCGUAUUAGUGCAGACACUAUCUUUGUUACUGCACCUCAUGAACCUACCUCUGGGAUUAUCGGCGUGAAUAAAAAAGGACAGGUACUUUCUGUUUGUGUGGAAGAAGAUAACAUUGUAAACUAUGCCACUAACGUGCUGCAGAACCCUGACCUUGGUCUCCGCAUGGCUAUUCGGAGUAACCUAGCAGGAGCAGAAGAACUCUUUGCCAGAAAGUUUAAUACUCUUUUUGCACAGGGAAACUAUGCAGAAGCGGCCAAAGUGGCAGCAUCUGCACCAAAGGGAAUCCUACGGACAAGUGAUACCAUCCGGAAGUUCCAGAGCGUACCGGCACAACCUGGUCAGGCCUCUCCCUUGUUACAGUAUUUCGGUAUCCUCCUUGAUCAAGGUCAGCUCAACAAAUUUGAGUCUCUGGAACUCUGCCGUCCAGUGCUUCAGCAAGGGCGCAAGCAGCUCCUGGAAAAAUGGCUGAAAGAGGAUAAACUGGAAUGCUCUGAGGAGCUUGGAGACUUGGUAAAGUCUGCCGACCCAACCCUUGCCCUCAGCGUUUAUCUCCGUGCAAAUGUACCAAACAAAGUCAUCCAGUGUUUUGCGGAAACCGGCCAAUUCCAGAAAAUAGUUCUUUACGCCAAAAAGGUUGGUUAUACCCCAGACUGGAUUUUCUUGUUGAGGAGUGUGAUGAGAGUCAGCCCUGAUCAGGGCCUUCAGUUUGCUCAGAUGUUGGUACAAGAUGAAGAACCUUUGGCUAACAUCAAUCAGAUUGUUGAUGUAUUCAUGGAGAACAGUUUAAUUCAGCAGUGCACUUCCUUCCUGUUGGAUGCCUUGAAAAAUAAUCGUCCUGCUGAGGGUCACCUUCAAACUCGUCUGCUGGAGAUGAACCUCAUUCAUGCUCCACAGGUUGCAGAUGCCAUCCUUGGAAAUCAGAUGUUCACUCACUAUGAUCGUGCCCACAUUGCUCAGCUUUGUGAAAAGGCGGGCUUGUUACAGAGAGCACUGGAGCAUUACACUGACCUUUAUGACAUCAAACGUGCUGUUGUUCACACCCAUCUUUUGAACCCAGAG